AUGAAUGUUCUGCAACUGAAAUACUUGAAUCCCUCCUGCGGCAUAUUGCUACGUAGGCAGUCAUCGGGGAAGAUGCAUAGCCUUGACUUUGAUUUUUCGUUGCAAGGAGGGUGGUUCUACCUGGGAACAUUGUCGAGAUUUCUUGGUCUCAAUCACCGCAACAGUCCCCAGUCUGAUUGUGUGAACCUGUCAUAG
This is a messenger RNA of Echinococcus granulosus, 195 nucleotides long. RefSeq lists its product as hypothetical. The record is from RefSeq and is a predicted model, not a curated record. The transcript is spliced from 2 exons. The coding region runs from base 1 to 195 and encodes 64 amino acids. NCBI's taxonomy places the organism in Eukaryota, Metazoa, Platyhelminthes, Cestoda, Cyclophyllidea, Taeniidae.